AUGGCUGGAAAAGUGUAUAAGGAUAAGGCUACGUUGAAAGAGGUGAUGGAGAAUUAUGCUAUAGCUCAAAGGUUUCAAUUCCGGGUUGAUAGGUCUAAUGCUGUCAGCUAUGCAUUAUUAUGUAUUUCAGAAGAUUGUGAAUGGAAGUUUAAGGCUUCAAGCAUUAACAAAUCAGAACUAUUCAAAGUAAGAGAAUUCAAUGAUAACCAUACAUGUCCGCUGAAGGACAAGGUGUAUGAGCAGCGGCAGGCUAGUAGAAGCCUUAUAGGUGGUAUGAUUAGGCCUAAGCUUACUAACCAUAAGAGAAAAUACACCCCAAGGGAUAUUAUUGAUGACGGGAAAUCAGAUUUAGGUGUAGAUGUUAGCUACAUGUUGGCGUGGAGGGCUAAAGAAAAGGCAAUGAAUUUUUUGAGAGGUGAACCGGCUGAUUCAUACAAAAAAUUACCAGGAUACUUAUAUAUAAUGGAUAUGACAUAUCCAGGUUCCCACAUCAUAAUGGUAAAAUCUCCAAAAAAUGAAUUCAUGUACGUGUAUAUAUCCUUGUAUGCCUUUAUAAAGGGGUUUGAUCAUUGUAGACCCAUUGUUGUUAUGGAUGGAAGUCACCUAAAAUCUUACUACACCGGGACAUUCGUUUCGGCAAGCACGUUGGAUGGUGCAGGUCAUAUAUUGCCACUAGCAUAUGGUGUUAUUGAUUCUGAGAACGAUGCUGCCUGGACGUGGUUCUUUGACCAAUUCAAGAUAGCAUACGGUAACAGGGAAAACAUGUGCAUCGUUUCAGAUAGAAAUGAGAGUAUCAUUAAAUCUGUAUCGAGAGUGUAUCCAGAUGUACCGCAUUUUGCUUGUAUAUGGCAUCUAUGGAAUAACUUAUAUAAGAAAUUCAAAAAGAGCCAUGCCAAGUUGAGCGAGAUAUGCUUCUCGAUGGCAAAAGCAUACACACAAGCUGAAUUUGACAGUCUGAUGGAGAAGGUGGAGAAGGUAGAUAUUAGGAUGAAAGAAUACUUAGAGUUAGCUGGAUACGAAAAGUGGCUAGGUUGUAUGCACCUGUUAACAGGGGAUGGACAAUGA
Messenger RNA from Nicotiana attenuata, 1065 nucleotides. RefSeq lists its product as uncharacterized. The record is from RefSeq and is a predicted model, not a curated record. The coding region runs from base 1 to 1065 and encodes 354 amino acids. The transcript is spliced from 3 exons. Lineage: Eukaryota; Viridiplantae; Streptophyta; Magnoliopsida; Solanales; Solanaceae.